AUGGAGUUAUUUGGUGAAAGAGUUGACGAUAUAGAAGAUUUAAUUGUGAGUCGUGAUUCAGCUCCAAAACCUAACCGAACCAAGAUAACCUAUCGUUCUAAAAAAGUUAAGAAAGAUGAAUAUGUUCAACCUGUUAUUUACGAUAAUCCAAUACCUGAAUCGCACAAAAUAUACAUCAAAACGUGGGGUUGCACUCACAACAGUUCUGAUAGUGAAUACAUGGCCGGAUUAUUAUCUUCUUAUGGUUAUAAUUUAGUCGAAGAUCCUGAAAUAGCCGAUUUAUGGUUAUUAAAUAGUUGUACAGUUAAAAAUCCGGCAGAAUCUCAUUUUAGAAAUGAAAUUGAAAAAGGUAGAAAACUCGGAAAGCACAUAGUUGCAGCUGGAUGUGUGCCUCAAGGUGCUCCCAAACAAAAUUAUAUACAAAACUUAAGUAUUAUUGGAAUUCACAACAUUGAUAGGGUGGUAGAAGUUGUUGAAGAAACAUUAAAAGGUCAUUCUGUUAGAUUACUAUCGCAAAAAAAAGAAAAUGGUAAAAAAUUAGGAGGAGCUAAUUUAUUGUUACCAAAGGUUAGAAAAAAUCCUUAUAUUGAAAUUAUACCCAUAAGCACUGGUUGCCUUAAUCAAUGCACUUAUUGCAAAACAAAACAUGCUAGAGGAGAACUUGGAAGUUAUCCUGUCGAAGAAAUUGUUGAAAGAGCUAAACAAGCAUUUUCUGAAGGAGUUGUUGAAUUAUGGCUGACAUCAGAGGAUACUGGAGCCUAUGGAAAAGACAUAGGAGCAUCACUACCUGAGUUAUUAUGGAAAGUUGUUGAAGUAAUUCCAGAUAAUUGUAGAAUGAGAGUAGGAAUGACAAAUCCACCUUACAUAUUAGAACAUUUGGAAGAAAUGGCAAAAAUAUUAAAUCAUGAAAAGGUUUAUAGCUUUCUUCAUGUACCAGUACAAUCAGGAUCAGAUGCAGUUUUAAGUGAUAUGAAAAGAGAAUAUACUAUAUCUGAUUUCAAACAUGUCGUCGACUUUUUAAGGCUCAGGGUUCCUGGAAUAACUAUUGCCACAGAUAUUAUUUGUGGGUUUCCAACAGAAACAGAAAAAGAUUUCGAAGAAACUCUUUCCCUAUGUGAAACAUAUAAAUUUCCAUCAUUAUUCAUUAAUCAAUUUUACCCAAGACCUGGAACUCCAGCUGCUAAAAUGGUUAAAGUUCCUAUGCAUGAAGUCAAGCAAAGAACUAAAAAACUUGCAGAUUUAUUUCACAACUCGAACAAAAAAGACAACAAAGACAGAAAAUUUUAUACAGUAAAAACAAAACAAAAUAAAAUUAAUAUUAAAUAUUAA
This is a messenger RNA of Pediculus humanus corporis (human body louse), 1329 nucleotides long. RefSeq names its product radical sam protein, putative. Lineage: Eukaryota; Metazoa; Arthropoda; Insecta; Psocodea; Pediculidae. Bases 1 to 1329 code for a protein of 442 amino acids. The record is from RefSeq and is a predicted model, not a curated record. Gene Ontology annotation, cellular component: endoplasmic reticulum. Gene Ontology annotation, molecular function: 4 iron, 4 sulfur cluster binding; tRNA (N(6)-L-threonylcarbamoyladenosine(37)-C(2))-methylthiotransferase activity. Gene Ontology annotation, biological process: tRNA methylthiolation. The transcript is spliced from 3 exons.